Molecule: messenger RNA, 3028 nt
Organism: Mya arenaria
Lineage: Eukaryota; Metazoa; Mollusca; Bivalvia; Myida; Myidae
Product: palladin-like
Exons: 3
Coding region: 676-1218 (180 amino acids)
Biological process (GO): homophilic cell-cell adhesion
Cellular component (GO): plasma membrane
Source: RefSeq, a predicted model, not a curated record
CAUUCAUUUUCGAACGGAUAUAUGAAGAUCUACGAUCUGAUUUUUGUCAGCAAUUUUAUAUCAUUGGUUUGGAAAUACAUACGCAAAAAUUUGCUCUUUCCAAGACCAAAAAUAAAAAUUGUAAAAAUGGUAAAUCUGUGAGAGUACAGCUUUAAACUCUUAUAUAAAAUCGUAACAAUUGCUACCCUCUGUUGACAAUGUAAAUAUGGUUGACAUGGCAACGUUUUUUCAAAUCAUUUUAUUUUUUGUCAUUAAUUAUUUAUACUAUAAUUUCAUGUCCCUUAAGUUACAACAUUCUUUCAAGCAUCUCAAUAAUAUACUAUAUAAAGGAAUGAAGGAGACUUCAAACAUGCUAAUGAUAAAAUAGAUCAUUUAAUAUUUUCAUUGUCAAGUUUGGAACAAGGCAUUAUUGUAGUGAAAGGCAAACUUUACCCCAAUAAGAUGGAAGCUUAUUUAACUAAAAAUAAUAAGUUGACAACUAUCAUAAUAUCUAUGAAGUUUGAAGUUUUAAAUUAGAUGAUUUUUUGUCUUGUGUUGUUGUUUUGUUGAUUAACUUCGUGGAAAGUUUUACACGUACGCCAAUAUACCCCACUCAGCCUUGAAGACACGGUGAUUGAGUUUGAAUAUAACUGCGCAAAUAGAUUCAUAAGCGGCAGUUCAAUUAAAACUACGCAAAUGAUGAAGGUGAGAAUACGAGUAAAUCAAUUUGUAUGGCUUCUAUGGAUUAUCUUGGCAUACAAUUCUGCCGUUAAAGGGGAGGUUACAAUCCUUAUGAACGAGAAUGAUGUGCCUGCAGUCCUUCCGUAUGAUCUGCGGUUGCUGGAGGGUAGCCAUCUCAAAGUGGAGUGUACCUCGAGUGCGGACACGAGCGACAUCACCUGGGAGAUCAGGCCGGAUGCCGGAGACGCACAGACCGUCCACAACCGUUCCCUGGAAAUACCGAUAGUGCUUCCGCACGAUGCCGGCACGUAUACGUGUCAUGCUACCGCCAACCCGAACUCCACCAGUGUAGAAAGCCUGGGGUUCACACUGGAGGUGCUGUAUCUACAUAGCCCCUUAAUUUCCGGUAUGACGGCCGUGUUUGAGGAGGAAGCGGUCCGCCUCGAAUGUCGCGUUGACGCAUUCCCCAAACCCGCAUACCAGUGGAGAUCCCGGGCUUUGCUAAUUUGCAUAUUACCAACCAAGUUUACAUCCGGUAUGAACGUACUUCCGUUUUAACGGAACGUUAUUAUGAACGCACAUCCGCCGCCUACAGCGGACCGUUACACUAAUCCACCGCCUACAGCGGACCGUUACAACACUACCUGAAGAUAUUAUGAACAAACGUUCUUAAAACAUUCUUCAGAUUCUGCAUCUAAACAGGAAAUGAUGUCAUUAACAAACUACAAACCGGUUUUUACGUCAUUGUUUAUUAAAAGAAUGCGAAUUUUGUUUAUGUUGUGAUCCUCACUGGAAAUCAACUCUGUAUUCAUUAUACGUAUAAACAGAUCGGUAUAUAUACGUUGUUUUAAUUUCUUCCUGGUACUACAUUUCUGCCAUACGUGUAUUGCGAGAAUUGGUAUUGCUUAGUCAGUUUGUGAUAUUCGGCUCAUCAGAGCUGGUGAAACAGGUACUACAAUGAGGUAGGUCUUUUUUGCUAUUUUUUUUCCGGAAAAAUCAAGUGAUUAAAAGAAUCCGGGACUCGUCAUCAUAUAAAACAUAGUAUAUUAGUCAACUCGUCCAGGAAAUCUGUCAACCUAAGCUCAUCAAAGGGUCGCUACUAACAAAUGCCAUGAACUCCUGUUGAUGGCAAAAAGCAGGGAGUUUUUAUGAUGACUUCGAACUUAAACAUACAAACGAACGUACAACUGGUGUCGCUGCACCUACAUGUACCUUUAGAGCAUUUUUUAACGGAAAACUUUACAGAAAUGAGAAUUUUACGAAAAAUAGUAAAAAUUGCUGCGUGGUUCACAUUCUGAAAUAUCACUCACUUUAGUAAUAUAUAUUAGUAGUAUAACUAAAGAGCACAGGGGCAGGGUGCACACACCAAUAGUAACCCUCAACCCCCUGCUCAAUUACCAAAAGGCAAACAUAUUCCCAAGCUUAUAUUUGCCAAAAAAUACACAGGUUAAAGAGGUAAUAAGAUAUCAAUUAUGGGCUUUAAUUGAAUAGAUACUAUCACUAUUCAAGAAGAUGUACACCUUUACCGAAAACUGUUGCUUUUUUAGCCUGAGAUACAUAAAGCAUGCCACUGGUCGAACCAACUACCCGCGAUUUUCAUCCAAGUUUUCCAGACAAAAAAUGUUGCAUCCCGCUACGACAAUAUUAUAUCAACACUAACAAACACCAAACAGGUAAAGUCUACUAUUGUUGAGUAAGGUUGAGAUUCGACAAAGUUAUGGCCUCUUGAACAUGGUCUGUUCGGAAAAUAUAGGCAGUUCACCUAGUCCUUUGUUAAGAUAAAACUUUUCAUAUUGUUGAACACGCAAUGAGUUAUGACGUCAUUGUUUAUUCCAAUAUUGAACUGAUUGGAAUAGUGCGACGUCAUUAAACCUUUUGAUAAACGACAUUACGGCCCGGUUGUUCAAAACUCUCGUUAAAUUACUUACGCUUAUGCUGACAUGUUAGCGUUAACCGUUAGCGUUAACGUUAACUAACGCCAUCAGCGUUAUCCUGUUGUUCAAAAAUCUAUAGGCGUAAGCGUUAGCUAACACUGAUGUAACGCUUACGUGUUGGCGUUAACACCAGCGUUAAGCUCACUUCCUGUUUGUAUUUCCAUAAUCCUUUACAAUUUCUGUGGUCUGAUGCGGCGAAAUUACAAUUAAACUUACCCUGUCCACUUGAAGGGUAAAUCCACUUAAAAUGUUAAACUUGUAUAACUAAGUCACAGGCAGUGGUGUAUUUCAUUAUUCAUUUCAUCACUUUGCUAUUUUUUAGUCAAUAUUAAAUGAAUAAUGAUAUAAAAAUUAAGGAUGCGUUUUGUUUUGUGAACCAACCGUUAUACGUAAAGGCAUAUAUAACAUGAUAUAUAUACACUGGUAUAUCUAUA